GGUUUGCCUCUACACGACCAUUGUUUUUGUCGUGUUUCCGGCCUGUGCCGACUUUCGGCCUUGGCAGGGGGCGUGCCGUUACAAAUCCUCACCAUGAGGAUUAGGCGCUCAUGUAAGAGAUAAACAAGCAAUACACAAUCAGUUCGGGAUCAAAUGCUAGCCCUAGUUCGCCUGUUUAUCCCAGUUUAUAGUUUGCAUAUCCCGGCUAAACUAUCUCCAUUCUGUUUGAAAGCUUGAUAUACGGCUGAAGCAUUCAUUAUUCCAUCCAAUUGGUCCUGUUGAAGCUCAUUUAGAUCCUCUCACCCACGAAAAAGCCACAUAGGCCGGAUUUACUGAGUGGCCUACCAAAUUACGCGCGUCUCCGGGAUCAAACCACCUUAACGAAUCCGCAUUCCCGCUUCCACCUGUGACGGCCCGAUCUCCUUGAAUCAUUCCGUUUCAACGUAUAAAGCACAUUGAUUGAUAUCCUGAUGUCGUCGCGCCCUGCCCAAUUGCCACAAGCCACGGCUUACACAAUGGACAGCGUCACAGAUAACCACACCGGGUUAAGCAGUCCAAUGGUUGUUAAGGAAUACAAUGAAAUCGGUAAAGGUGCCUUUGGUACUGUCGUUCAAGCAAAGUUGAAGUUUGAUUCCGCUCCUGAUACGCCUGACAGCUGGUACGGCCCUUUUGCCAUCAAGAGAGUUCCGGCACAAACCGAGUACAAAAGCAGAGAAUUGGAAACCUUAAGGGCAGUCAAUCAUCCGAACGUUAUCCAGUUGAAGUACUUUUUUGAUAAGCUGGACCCAAGAGACAAUAUUGUGUAUCAAAACUUGGUCAUGGAAUGCUUACCAUCGACCUUGCAAAUAGAAAUCAAGAACUACAGGGUUCACCAGUUGAUCCUUCCAUUAUCACACAUCAAAGUCUAUUCCUACCAAAUAGCCAGAGCCAUGAUGUAUCUACAUGCUCAGGGCAUCUGCCACAGGGAUAUCAAGCCCUCGAACAUCUUAAUCGAUCCAAAGACCUUGGUGUUGAAGAUUUGUGAUUUUGGCAGCGCCAAAAAGUUAGAGCCCAACGCCCCCUCGGUGAGUUACAUCUGUUCCAGAUUUUACAGAGCUCCGGAAUUGAUUGUCGGGUGUCAGAUUUACUCCACGAAAAUUGAUAUCUGGGGCUUAGGGUGUGUUAUUGCCGAGAUGUUUUUGGGCAGAGCGAUUUUCCAAGGUGAAGAUCCUUAUUUGCAGUUAAGAGAGAUCUCUAAGUUGUUGGGCCCACCGGGUAAGGAGUUCGUAUACAGAUCCAACCCAGGUUACGACGGUCCAACAUACAGCACGAAACUCUUUUCUUCGAGCAUCCCCACUAGAUUUGCCAAGGUCUUCAAUAAUGCAUCUACGGACGCUGUUGACUUAUUGAUGCAUGUUUUGGUUUAUGAACCGGAAUUGAGACCAACCCCGAGACGGAUCAUGUGCCAUCAGUUCUUUGACGAUUUGAAGAAUCGAGAAUUCAGAGUGCGCCCAAGGAACAGAACUGAUGAGUUGUCGGUUGAACAUUUAUUCCGCUUCAGUGACUAUGAGCUGCAGGUUUUAGGAUCCUUGACCUCACACCUCCAAUUGUAUUGAGAGGAAAAGAAAGUCCCGUGCUAACUCCUUGUUUUACUCCUAGUCUGAUCUUUUCGUUUCUGCUUUUUUUUAUUUUCCUAUUCUUUUGGUUCCUUUCAUCCGUAUUGUCUUGUGACUAUUUCCCCUUCACUUCUUAAGAAACGCCGUUUUAUGCAUUCUGCCUUACCCCAUUUAAUGAUUUCUCCUUGGUAUUCAUGGUACG
Babjeviella inositovora NRRL Y-12698 is the source of this 1797-nucleotide messenger RNA. RefSeq names its product serine/threonine/tyrosine protein kinase. Bases 471 to 1595 code for a protein of 374 amino acids. NCBI's taxonomy places the organism in Eukaryota, Fungi, Ascomycota, Pichiomycetes, Serinales. The record is from RefSeq and is a predicted model, not a curated record. The transcript has a single exon. Gene Ontology annotation, molecular function: protein serine/threonine kinase activity; ATP binding; protein serine/threonine/tyrosine kinase activity. Gene Ontology annotation, cellular component: cytoplasm. Gene Ontology annotation, biological process: signal transduction; protein phosphorylation.